Molecule: messenger RNA, 2709 nt
Organism: Gamsiella multidivaricata
Lineage: Eukaryota; Fungi; Mortierellomycota; Mortierellomycetes; Mortierellales; Mortierellaceae
Exons: 5
Coding region: 1-2709 (902 amino acids)
Source: RefSeq, a predicted model, not a curated record
AUGUCCUCAAGACUCGAGCGGGCAAGGAUCAUUGACAAGCGACAGACGGAAUCAGGAAUAGAGUACCUUGUUUCGACUACCGGCGAAUGGGUCCCGUCCUCUACCAGUCGAUGCAUCAAUCCAGAGCUCGUCGAAUUGUAUGAGUGGCUCCAUAAUUCGGGCUAUCGUGAGGGCACAAAGGUCUUUCCAUCGACACAUCGGCAAGUCGUAGUAUCCGCGCGGAAGAAAACGCAGUUUUCGACGACAUCAACAGGACUCACAGCGGCGUCGAUAUCAGGUCUCACACCAGCAAUCAAAAUUGAGCAGGACGUGAAUCUACAUAUGCAGGGCGCCGGAGAUGCUGAAUUAACACCCAGAAUCAAGACGGAAAAGGAUGUGGACCAAAUAGAAAACGUCUUUCAAAGUCGCGACAUUGGUCAGGACAAAUCUACAGAACCACCAAGACCGAAAAAGCAGCGACUGGAAGGAUCAUAUAUUGAAGAACUAGAUCAACUAUCUAUUGAUACCACGGAAAAAGAUGAUGUCAGGACGAAAUCCGAGCCAACAUCGCCAAUCAAGUCAACACCUCGGGGGCCAAUAAAAAAGGAGACAGCCAGCAUGGAUUCAGGAGUACCAAGCGGCGCUCGUACGUCCAAGGACAGUAUAACAGCGAGCCAGGAUCAGGAUGCGGUGAGGACUUUCAACAGGAACACGGAACAAAUGAUCGAAGUGUACUUCAAGGAAGGAAUGGAUGCUUCUGGAGUUGAAAUGUUUGAUAUCCUACUCGGACCCUAUAGACGACCUACUAAGGAAUUCGUGGCCGCUUUUUUCUAUGCUGUCAUCCUCUCGCCUCUGACGGAGCCCGCCACGAUCGAGGCAGCCAUCCAUGUUUUGGACCGCACGCUCACCAUCCACGGCCCAGAGCCCUUCACAGACAUCUGGGAUGUUCAAAAGCGGCGUCGUGAACUUGCGGAUGGAAGAAGCUCUUUUUCAAGACAAUCAAAUAUUUCGGGGUCAUCGUCGUCUAUGGUAGGAUCUGGAUCAGAAACGGGGUCGGGGAUGAGCACUCGGCAAAAUAACAAUAGCAGCGGCACCAACAACGGAUCGAUGGUGGCGAAAUUUCUAGACAUCCCCCCAAGAGCCUUUCACCCAGGACGCCUUCCCAGCUGGAACGAUAUCUGGGAUCUAAUCAAGACAGAGUUUGGUCUGGAUACAAAACCGGAGACAGCGCACCAUAUUUCUCUACAGGAAUAUCAUAUUCACAUGCGAUUACAAGGAGACGGAGCGUUUGAGACGACACGCUCGGUCAGGAGGAUAGACGAAGAGGACAUGCUGAAGGUAGAGGACGGUGUAAUCGUCACGGAGGAACAGGAGAUUCGAGAGGAUAUUGGGCGUGCUAUUGUAGGGCUGCUUCUCAGAGUCUUGGAGCAGGAUGCGGUCCUGCGCAAUGUAUCGAAGACAACGUUCUUUUAUAAAGACGUCAUGCGGGUCGAUCUCUUUACGCCUGGACGGUCCGUUCGAAUAGCACUGGACGUCGCCUUACAAAUCAUUGCAUUGGGGAUCUCUCCACGCUACCUUGAGCCAUCAAGCAGUAUCCGGUCUUCACGCGCCUGGCCACUCAACGAGCGGUGUAAGCUGAAUUCUGCGGGGAUGGAGAUCCUACAACUCGGUCAACAAAUUCUAUUGCUCCUGAUCCGGUUUAUAGAGGCAGGACAGCUUUCAGUCGAAAAGGGACUGGAAGAUUUGGCAAGGGAUGUUAUCUCUCAGCUUCCUAAACUGAGUAAGAUUCCAACUACUCGUGGCUUGAGUCGGUCAGAAUCACGGUCAGCAAUACUGUUUUUGGCAGAGAGAUACAGCCUGGAUCAGAUGGAGAUAUUCUUGAAGACCUUGAUUCAGGGUCCAUGCUUGCUCGAUUCUGGUACUGGGUCUGGUGCUGGCGUAAAGCUAAGGAAAGAAAAGGGUGAAGCAGAGCAUCAGCUUCAGCAGAACGAUGAUUCCGACAUACAUCGUUACUCGGUAUUCGAUCAGGAUGACUAUGGCGGCGUCCUCAAAAGUCAGACAGGCAUAUGCAUGGGAUCCAGUGUAUUUGUGAUGGUGCUUGUAGACCACUGGUUUCGAUCGAAGACAACAUCCAAGAGUAGCGCCGGGUCUCAGUUGAGUUUCCGAACGGUUGUGGAAGAAUAUGCCAUGCCCAACAACGUUCGGCCGGCCGCAUCCUCAACAAAGGCUCGUACUGCCAAGACCAACGUCAAGACUAAGAAUACGACUACCAAAAAGAAAACUCGCAGGAAGCGGAGAAAUUCGAUAUCAUCUCUAUCGUCACUAUCAUCACUUUCGCUUUCCGAUGAUAACUCGGAUGACCUGGAGUUGCACCUGACGAGCGUGGGUGGAUCAUCAAAGACGACUACAGAUCAAGACGACGGGUUGGAUCAAUGGAACGCCAAGGACUUGGAACAGGUUGAAUGGGUGGUGAUGAUGAUUGAGGUCUUGGUCUGGUCAUGGAUCGAGGCACGAGGGAUCAGGAGGGAUGAGAUUAAGAACACUGGAUUGGAGAAUGUGCUGUAUCCGGAUGGGAGCAGCCAGCAAUCGAUCGACGAGAAUACGACGUCUGGAUGGCUCGUCAUGUCGAGAACACUCAGCACUAUUGGAGGAACACUGAAAUUCCGUUGGGACCAGCUUGAGAGCAUCAUUGAGGCCGCAAUCAUGAUAGAAGAAGUCGGCCUCCGCUGA